AUGAGACGCUUCGGGAUCGAGCCAAUAUGGACAUCGGAAGAUACGAGGAAUGCUAUCCUGGCUAGCCUGAUACCUGGUGCCACUGCUUUUACAGCAUUUGCUGUAUUUGCAAAUGAUCGCAACGUUGUAGAUUGGUGGACACAUGCAAAGAAGCCAAACUGGGCUCCAAAGGAUCCAGUGGUAUAUUCUCUUUUUGAUAUUGUGACACUUAGCCCGUUGGGAUAUGCAUCCUAUCUUGUUUACAAGAACGGAGGUGGUUUGCAUUACACCGAUACGAAGGUAGCUCUUGGAUUAUAUGGGUUAAACACGAUCUUUGCUCUCACAACAAUUCCUUUAAUCAAGAAGAGGAAUUUUACUUCCUUGUUUCGAAACACUGUGCUUUUGAAUGCAACAGCAAUUGGUGCAGCAUUCGCAUUUUACAAGAUCGACAAAACAGCUGGAGAAUGUAUCAGAACAUUAACUUUGCUUAAACAUAGAUUCGGUUUCCUCUGUGCGUCAAAAAAAUCGAAAUUAUAG
Brugia malayi is the source of this 516-nucleotide messenger RNA. RefSeq names its product TspO/MBR family protein. The transcript has 7 exons. The record is from RefSeq and is a predicted model, not a curated record. Gene Ontology annotation, cellular component: mitochondrial outer membrane. Bases 1 to 516 code for a protein of 171 amino acids. NCBI's taxonomy places the organism in Eukaryota, Metazoa, Nematoda, Chromadorea, Rhabditida, Onchocercidae.